Molecule: messenger RNA, 591 nt
Organism: Temnothorax curvispinosus
Lineage: Eukaryota; Metazoa; Arthropoda; Insecta; Hymenoptera; Formicidae
Product: protein ANTAGONIST OF LIKE HETEROCHROMATIN PROTEIN 1-like
Exons: 3
Source: RefSeq, a predicted model, not a curated record
AUGUCAUCAACGCAACUGGAAAAUUUACUACAAAUUGUUGGACCAAAACUUCAAAAGCAGACACAUAUUAGAGAGCCUGUCAGUGCUGAAGAACGUUUGUGUUUGACUCUAAGAUAUUUGGCUUGUGGCGACUCAAUGGUAUCAAUAUCAUACCAGUACUUAUUAGGAUGUACAACAAUAAGUAAUAUUAUAUCCGAAACAUGUGAAGCAAUUUGGAACAUGUUGUGUCCAGUUGUCCUUCCAUCAUCUUUAACAAAGGAAGAUUGGCUGCGUAUUGCAGCAGAUUUUGAAAAUCAAUGCAAUUUUCCUCAUUGCAUUGGUGCCAUCGAUGGAAAACACAUUGUUAUUCAAUGUCCUGCUAAUGCUGGCUCUACAUAUUAUAACUAUAAACACAGCCAUAGUGUUGUUUUAAUGGCAAUAUGUGAUGCCAAUUACUUAUUCACAUUUGUCGAUAUUGGAGCCUAUGGAAGACGCAGCGAUGGUGGUAUUUUUAGAGAAUGUCAGUUUGGCAAAAAAUUUGAACAAAAAAAGCUAAAUGUACCAAAUGCAGAGACUAUUUUUGAAAAUGGUCCCAUACUACCAUAUUGCCUC